AUGCGGCGUUCAGAACGUCUUGAUCUUGUUGAUUUUGAUCCGGAGAUUGAACAAACCUUUCAUCAAAGACGUCGUGAACAGCGAACAAAAAGGGAACAACAACAAAGCAUUAUGGACGAUAACGGAAAUCAGCUUGUUCAAGUGGAGCGUACAGUUGAGAUUAAUGAGAGAGACAUCUUGAUGGGGGAUUUCAUGAUGCCUCCAGUCGUUGAGAACCAGUCGAGCAUAGUCUAUCCUCCAUAUGGGCACGAUAACUUCCAGUUGAGGCUGGAUGUGAUAAAUUUGUUCUCCAACAACAUUCCAUUCUAUGGGAGAAGUGAUGAAAAUCCACACUACCAUCUCUCUCAUUUUCUGGAGUAUUGUGGCAACUUUAAGUGUCAAGGGAUCAAUGAGGAAGCAACGAGGAUGCGACUUUUUCCUCAUACUCUGAAAGACAAAGCUCGGGAGUGGUUGGAUUCACUAACACCUGGUAGCAUCACUACAUGGGCUGAUUUGGAACGGUAUAAAGAAUUGCUAAGGAAGUGUCCGAAUCAUGGGUUCUCUUUACCAGCUCAAAACCACUAUUUCUAUGCUGGAUUGACUCCCUACAGCCGUUCGUCAGUUGAUUCUAUAGCAGGUGGUUCUAUUAGAAACAAAUUAACUGGAGAGCUACAUGAUCUUUAUGAAACAAUGAGUGAGCAAUUUGUAAUGUGGCCGGAUAGGAGUUCACAUAGGAGAGCACAUGGAGUACAUGAAAUGGAUAUGAAUACGUUGAUGUUGGCUAAGAUUGAUGCUCUUUCAAAACAGAUGGAAAACUUAAAGUACUCUCCAUCAGUUAAUAUGGUGCAAGGAUCUCUUCCAGUUUGUGCAACUUGUGGGGCAAACCAUCUGCCAUCCGAAUGCCCAUUGACCGUUAGGGACCAUUCACUCACAGAGCAGGCUGCUUAUGUGCAAAACUUCCCGCGUCAACAAAAUUUCCAACAUCCACAGUAUAAUCCAUUUUCUCCAACAUACAAUCCCGGCUGGAGAAACCAUCCUAAUUUUUCAUAUGGCAACAAUCAGGGAAUUCAAAACCCACCAAAACAAGGGAGACCACAUGAGGAAAAAGGAGGAUGGGAAGAAGCAAUUUCAAAACUUCAAGAACGAAGCAUAUGGCCAAGCAAUACCAAAGUUAAUCCUAAGGAACAAGCGAAUGCAAUCACUACAAGGAGCGGGGUGCAAUUACCAGAAAUUCACGUUAAAAGACCAAAUGUGGAAAAGAAAACUGAUGCCGAAAAGGAGAUAACAACUGAGAAUAAGGAGCUCGAAGAUAUAGCUGAACAAGAAAAAGUGGUUUCAUUACCAAUCAAGCCUUAUGUUUCGCCCAUUCCAUUUCCUCAAAGAUUGCGCAAGCACAAGUUGGAUAAACAAUUUGAGAAAUUUUUGGAGGUGUUCAAGAAGCUACAAAUCAAUAUACCAUUUGUUGAAGCUUUAUCUCAAAUGCCCAGCUAUGCAAAAUUUAUGAAGGAGAUUCUAUCGAACAAGAGGAAGCUUGAGGAGCAUGAAACCGUGAUGCUAACAGAGGAGUGUAGUGCCAUUUUACAGAAUAAAUUACCACCAAAGUUGAAAGACCCAGGAAGUUUCACCAUCCCUUGCACUAUCGCUAUUGGACGAGCACUUAUUGAUGUGCAGAAAGGACAACUUAUGUUAAGGCUAAAUGAGGAGCAAAUCACUUUUAAUGUGUUUGAAGCACUAAAAUUUCCUACCGCUUCAGAUUCUUGUUUUCAGAUUGAUAUUGUGGAUAAGGAGAUAGGAAACACUUUUACUUUGAACCAACCAUCAGAUCCUUGGGAAGCAUGUGUGAUGCACUCACAAGUUGAAGAUACUGACUCUUCUACAAUUGAAGAAUGUGUCAAAUAUUUGCAAGGACCAAAACUUAUUCAAAAGGGAAAGCAAUACAAGGCAUUGGGCACGGGGCCUCCACGACCUUUACCUUCCAUUCAACAAGCUUCGAAAUUGGAGCUAAAGCAACUUCCAUCCCAUCUUCGGUAUGCCUAUUUGGAUAGUGCUUGGGUUAGUUCGGUUCAAGUGGUGCCUAAAAAUGGAGGUAUUACAGUGGCAAAGAACGAAAACAAUGAGCUCAUUCUAGUUCGACCUAUUACCGGAUGGCGGGUUUGCAUUGACUAUCGUAAAUUGAAUGAUGCAACGUGAAAAGAUCAUUUUCCCCUACCAUUCAUUGAUCAAAUGUUGGAGCGCUUAGCAGGUCAUUCCCACUAUUGUUUCCUUGAUGGUUAUUCGGGAUAUAAUCAAAUUCCAAUAGCUCCAGAAGACCAAGAGAAGACAACGUUCACUUGUCCAUAUGGUACAUUCGCCUACCGACGGAUGCCAUUUGGUUUGUACAACGCCCCUGCCACUUUUCAACGUUGUAUGAUAUCAAUCUUCUCCGAUAUGGUAGAAAGAUUCAUUGAAGUGUUCAUGGAUGAUUUUUCAGUCUUUGGUUCUUCAUAUGAUGAAUGCUUAAAGAACUUGACACUUGUUUUGAAGCACUGUGAAGAAACAAACUUGGUGCUCAAUUGGGAGAAAUGCCACUUCAUGGUCCAAGAAGGAAUUGUAUUGGGCUUUUAUAGACGAUUUAUUAAGGAUUUCUCCAAGAUUACAAAGCCUUUAUGCAACUUGUUGGAGAAGGAUGCAAAAUUUGAAUUUUCUGAGGAGUGCUUAAAGUCAUUUACCACUCUAAAGGAAAAGUUAAUUUCAGCACCUAUUAUUGUGGCACCAGAUUGGAAUAUGCCGUUUGAAGUAAUGUGCGAUGCUAGUGACAAUGCAGUUGGGGCAGUUUUGGGACAACGAAGGGACAAAGUCUUACAUGUAAUUUACUAUGCUAGUAGGACUCUCAAUGAUGCCCAACUAAACUACACCACAAUAGAAAAAGAGCUCCUAGAAGUGGUCUUUGCUUUCGAAAAAUUUCGAUCCUAUCUUAUUGGUUCAAAGGUGAUUGUUUACACGGAUCAUGUUGUACUGAAAUAUCUACUUUCAAAAAAAGAGGCAAAACCAAGGCUAAUCCGUUGGGUCCUACUUCUCCAAGAGUUCGAUUUGGAAAUUCGAGAUAAGAAAGGAUACGAGAAUGUGGUAGCUAACCACCUCUCUAGAUUGGAGCAACAAAAUCAAUCUGAAAUAGGGGAUAUUAAUGAAAAAUUUCCAGAUGAGCAGCUUCUAAGAGUGGAACGAGCAAGCAACAAAAUGGAGGUACCAUGGUAUGCUGAUUAUGUCAAUUACCUCGCAAGUAACAUUGUACCUCCUGAUUAUGAUUACCAUCAAAGAAAAAAAUUUCUUUUUGAAUUGUUUGACGUUUGGGGCAUUGGCUUCAUAGGGCCAUUUCCAUCAUCAUUCUCCAAUUUGUACAUCCUAGUGGCAGUGGAUUAUGUCUCCAAGUGGGUCGAAGCAGUAGCAUUACCAACUAACGAUGGCCGAGCAGCGAUAAGUUUUCUAAAAACGAACAUCUUUACUCGCUUUGGAACUCCUAGGGCCAUUAUCAGUGAUGGAGGGAAGCAUUUUUGUAACCAGCAUUUUGAAUCUCUUUUGGCAAAGUACGGGGUAAGGCAUAAAGUUGCUACACCAUAUCACCCCCAAACGAGUGGCCAAGUGGAAAUUUCGAAUAGAGAGAUAAAAAAGAUCCUUGAGCUUACAGUGAGUACUUCUCGAAAAGAUUGGGCUAAGAAGUUGGACGAUGCAUUAUGGGCAUACAGAACAGCCUUCAAAACACCAAUUGGUAUGUCUCCAUAUCGCCUUCUUUUUUGCAAAGCAUGUCACUUACCUGUUGAGCUAGAGCACUGGGCAUAUUGGGCAAUGAAAAAGUUGAAUUUUGAUCUCAAGGAAGCUGGUGAGAAAAGGUUGCUACAGUUAAAUGAGAUGGAUGAGUUUCGGUUGGAAGCCUAUGAGAAUGCCAAGUUAUAUAAGGAGAAGACCAAGAAAUGGCAUGAUAAGCAUGUACACCGAAAACAGUUUCAGGUGAGGAAAAAAGUGUUAUUAUUCAACUCACGCCUCAAGUUAUUUCCAGGCAAGUUGCGCUCAAGGUGGUCUGGGCUGUUCACUACUGCCAAAGUUUAUCUACAUGGCACUGUUGAGGUCACUCAUGACACCAAGGGUACUUUCAAGGUGAAUGGACAGCGACUCAAGCCAUAUCUAGGGGAGGAAUUUGCCAAGGAAAAGACAUCCACCGAAUUGAGCAAUCCGGAAUGA
Molecule: messenger RNA, 4194 nt
Organism: Diospyros lotus (date-plum)
Lineage: Eukaryota; Viridiplantae; Streptophyta; Magnoliopsida; Ericales; Ebenaceae
Exons: 7
Biological process (GO): DNA integration
Molecular function (GO): nucleic acid binding
Source: RefSeq, a predicted model, not a curated record